This is a messenger RNA of Fukomys damarensis (Damara mole-rat), 4866 nucleotides long. It is a transcript of the gene Sema5a, whose product is annotated as semaphorin 5A. The record is from RefSeq and is a predicted model, not a curated record. The coding region runs from base 381 to 3911 and encodes 1176 amino acids. Lineage: Eukaryota; Metazoa; Chordata; Mammalia; Rodentia; Bathyergidae. Gene Ontology annotation, molecular function: chemorepellent activity; semaphorin receptor binding. The transcript is spliced from 25 exons. Gene Ontology annotation, biological process: axon extension; axon guidance; positive regulation of cell migration.
CACCCUGGAUGACACAGCAUCAGUGGUGGGCGACGUCUUGGGUUCCCGUCGUUGACAGCCUUUUCGUGCUGAGGACUUUUCCCUCCCUGGGUGAUGAGCCGUACACUUUGGAGAUGUCACGUGACCUUCCUCACCUGCUCUUCUCUGCAGUCCUUGAAGGCGGCCUUCAGCACAGACCUGGAGCGGAAUAGUGGCUUCCACGCCUUUGGCAUUGGUGUGUGAGGACCAGUCUGGAGAACCCAUGUGACUGUGGAGUUGAGUUUGAUUCAUGACCAAAGGCACACGGUCUCCUCCCUCUCUCUCCUUGGCACUUUUCCCACAUGAGGGGAAGACCAGCUUCAUAGAAGACAAGUGCCUGGAGUAGGAGUCGCCUUGCCACCAUGAAGGGAGCCUGCGUCCUUGUGUGGCUGUUCUCGAGCCUGGGGCUGUGCAGACUGGCCCAGCUGGAGUCACAUGAUGCCCAGUGCCAGAGAGCUGAGCACCCAGUCAUUUCCUACAAAGAAAUUGGCCCCUGGUUGCAGGAGUUCAGAGCGAAGAAUGCUGUGGAUUUCUCGCAGUUAACAUUUGACCCAGGACAGAAAGAGCUUGUGGUAGGAGCAAGAAACUACCUCUUCAGAUUGCAGCUUGAGGAUCUAUCUCUUAUCCAGGCUGCUGAGUGGGAGUGUGACGAGGCGACCAAGAAGGCGUGCUACAGCAAAGGCAAAUCAAAGGAGGAGUGUCAGAACUACAUCCGGGUGCUUUUGGUUGGCGGCGACCGGUUAUUCACCUGCGGAACCCACGCGUUCACCCCUGUGUGCACCAACCGCUCGUUAAGCAACCUGACUGAGGUCCACGAUCAGAUCAGCGGCAUGGCCCGCUGUCCUUACAGUCCCCAGCACAACUCCACAGCCCUGCUCACGGCCGGCGGUGAGCUCUACGCUGCCACAGCCAUGGACUUUCCGGGGCGCGAUCCUGCCAUUUACAGAAGUCUGGGGGUUUUACCCCCACUCCGCACUGCGCAGUACAACUCCAAGUGGCUCAAUGAGCCGAACUUCGUAUCCUCAUACGACAUCGGAAAUUUCACCUACUUCUUUUUCCGAGAAAAUGCUGUGGAGCACGACUGUGGAAAGGUGAUUUUCUCCAGGGCUGCCCGGGUCUGCAAGAACGACAUCGGGGGACGCUUCCUGCUGGAGGACACCUGGACCACCUUCAUGAAGGCGCGCCUGAACUGUUCCCGGCCCGGGGAGGUGCCUUUCUACUACAACGAGCUGCAGAGCACUUUCUUCCUGCCCGAGCUGGACUUGAUCUACGGCAUCUUUACCACCAACAUCAACAGCAUUGCCGCCUCGGCUGUGUGUGUCUUCAACCUGAGUGCCAUCUCGCAAGCCUUCAAUGGGCCCUUCAAGUUCCAGGAGAACUCUCGCUCAGCCUGGCUGCCAUAUCCGAACCCCAACCCCAACUUCCAGUGUGGCACUGUGGACCAGGGCCUGUACGUGAACCUCACAGAGAGGAACCUGCAGGACGCUCAGAAGUUCAUCCUGAUGCACACUCCUUUCACUCUCAAUGCUAACCAUGGCCUUUCAGCCUCAAGCUUUGGGCCUCGCUUUUAUCAAGCAGCAGAACCCACAAGAACGCCAGCAUCUGUGGGCUUGGGGUCCAAUCGGACUGGGUGGCUGAGCCGGCGGGCACCGUCUCCUGUGCCGCUGGUGGCUGCAGUCCACGCCCGCGGUGUCCGCGGGCUUGUUCCUCCUGCAGCCCCGCUCCUGGGCUCCUGGGGUUCUUGCCGUGUCCUCACGGGGUCUUCCCUCUGUUCCUUCACCCGUCUAGUUCACCACGCUGUUACGGUCCUUGUCAGCUCUAAGUCUACCUGCAAGUGUAAUUCACAAAGCCCAGGGCUGUGUGUGCUGAAUACUCUGUUUAAUUGGGAAGCAGCCGUGAAACUCGUUGACCCAUUUUCUUCCCACCUUAUCACCUUCACAGAUUAUGGCACCAUUAAGAAAGUACGGGCACCCCUGAAUCAGACCUCAAGCAGCUGUUUGCUGGAAGAGAUUGAGCUCUUCCCGGAGAGAAGGAGGGAGCCCAUCCGGAGCCUGCAGAUCCUCCACAGCCAGAGUGUCCUGUUUGUGGGUCUGCAGGAGCACGUGGCCAAGAUCCCCCUGAAGAGGUGCUGGUUCUACCACACGCGCAGCACCUGCAUUGGGGCCCAGGACCCUUACUGUGGCUGGGACGUCGUGAUGAACAGGUGUACCAGCCUGGAGGAGAGCCUCAGCAUGACUCAGUGGGAACAGAGCAUCUCCGCCUGCCCGACCCGGAAUCUCACUGUGGACGGGCGAUUCGGCCCGUGGUCUCCGUGGACGCCCUGCACUCACACCGAUGGCAGCGCCAUGGGGUCCUGCCUCUGUCGGUCCCGCUCGUGUGACAGUCCGGCCCCACAGUGCGGCGGGUGGCAGUGCGAGGGCCCCAGCAUGGAGAUCGCCAACUGCUCCAGGAAUGGAGGCUGGACUCCCUGGACCUCCUGGUCGCCCUGCAGCACGACCUGUGGCAUUGGCUUCCAGGUUCGGCAGCGGUCCUGCAGCAACCCCACACCGCGGCACGGAGGCCGGGUGUGUGUGGGACAGAACCGGGAGGAAAGAUACUGCAAUGAACAUUUGCUCUGUCCGCCGCACAUGUUCUGGACAGGCUGGGGCCCUUGGGAACGGUGCACUGCCCAGUGCGGGGGUGGCAUUCAGGCUCGCCGCAGGACCUGUGAGAACGGGCCCGACUGUGCAGGCUGCAACGUGGAGUACCAGCCUUGCAACACCAACCCGUGUCCUGAGCUGAAGAAGACCACGCCCUGGACGCCGUGGACGCCCGUCAACAUCUCUGACAACGGAGGCCACUAUGAGCAGCGGUUCCGAUACACCUGCAAAGCUCGCCUGCCAGAUCCGAAUCUGCUGGAGGUGGGAAGGCAGAGGAUCGAGAUGCGGUACUGUUCCAGUGACGGGACCAGCGGCUGCUCCACCGAUGGGCUUUCCGGGGACUUCCUGCGCACCGGGAGGUACUCGGCCCACACUGUUAAUGGCGCGUGGUCGGCCUGGACAUCCUGGUCCCAGUGCAGCCGUGACUGCAGCAGGGGCAUUCGGAACCGCAAGCGCGUUUGCAACAACCCGGAGCCCAAGUACGGAGGGAUGCCGUGCCUGGGCCCGUCGAUGGAGUACCAGGAGUGCAACAUCUUGCCCUGCCCAGUGGAUGGUGCAUGGUCGUGCUGGUCAUCCUGGUCACAGUGCUCGGCGACAUGUGGUGGUGGACACUACAUGAGGACGCGCUCCUGCACAAACCCUGCCCCGGCCUACGGAGGGGACAUCUGCCUGGGGCUGCACACCGAAGAGGCCCUGUGCAACACACAGCCCUGCCCAGAGAGCUGGUCCGAGUGGUCUGAAUGGUCUGUGUGUGACCCAUCUGGAGUCCAGUUCCGCACCCGCCAGUGCAUCCUCCCUUUCCCAGUGGGCAGCCAGUGCUCUGGGAACAACACGGAGAGCCGGCUGUGCGCUUUCGACUCUAACUUCAUCCCAGAAGUAUCUGUGGCAAGAUCCAGUAGUGUAGAAGAGAAAAGAUGUGGAGAGUUCAACAUGUUCCACAUGAUCGCUGUGGGCCUGAGCAGCUCCAUCCUUGGCUGCCUCCUCACCCUGCUUGUCUACACCUACUGCCAGCGCUACCAGCAGCAGUCCCAUGAUGCCACCGUCAUCCACCCGGUGUCUCCGGCCCCUCUGAACACCAGCAUAACCAACCACAUCAACAAACUGGACAAGUACGACUCGGUGGAAGCCAUCAAGGCAUUUAACAAAAACAACCUGAUCCUAGAGGAAAGAAACAAAUACUUCAACCCACAUCUCACUGGAAAGACCUAUUCUAAUGCCUACUUUACAGAUCUCAAUAAUUAUGAUGAGUACUAAUAGCUCUUCUAUUUUUUGGCUUCUUGUAAAUCCUCAGUUCUGCAAAGCCUGUGCUCUACGACUUCCAUGUUUCUGAGGCUUCUGAGAGGAAGUCUGGGUCUAUUUCAAGUGCAUUUCAAGCCAAGAGUGUCCCAUUGCUGCCAAAAAUACACAUCCUUAAAAGCAACAACAAAAAAACUAAAUGCAGCAUCAUGAAAAUCUGGUCUGCAGCAAACACUUGGUAGUUGUUAAAUGAGCCCUAGUGUGAAGUUCUUUACUGUGUUCCGCCCAUUUCUCUAACGAGUCCAUUGUCUCAUGAGCUCUAUUUUACAUAUGUGCCACUCAUGUUGGAAGGAGUAUUAGAAAUACAGAUUUCUUCUUCAUUUUGAGCAUAGAUCUUCAUGAUGUUUUAAUUCAAGAAAAUAAGCACCUUAUAUGAGAGGCCCCUCUGUCCUCAAGGCCCAUAUUAUUUGAUAAAAUGAAGAAAAUGAAUUUGGCCCAACAAGUGUUCACCAUGACCUCCCAACUUCUCCAGUCUGGAAAAUACCGUGGAUUCUCAGAGGCACCCGCAUUUGGAUUGGGAAAGCUUCUUGCCCGCUGGGGACGCCCCGGGUUCCCACCUGCCCUGCACCUGCCCGGUGACUGAGCAGAGGCCCCGCCCGCUCUGAGGCCCGGACUGUGCUGGGCUGUGGGAUGAGCCUGCGGGUCAGAGGCACAGGCGCGGGGACUCGGGACAGCGCUCUGCAGCUCUCGGCAAAGCCAGCCUGACCGCCACUGCCCGUCUCCUGUCGCCCGAAGCCCGACUGCCUGGUCCCCUGAGCGGCCGGCAGGAUAACCACUCGUCAGCAGUGGAUCACUCCAGGCCGCCUCUCCCUGCCCAGGGAAGUCUUGAACCUUGGUUUGCCGAUAAGGGAAGGUAUGGAGAGUAUGGAUUCGGAACUGAAAAUGAUUUUUAAAACUUCUCCGCGUUACUCAG